Guillardia theta CCMP2712 is the source of this 1444-nucleotide messenger RNA. RefSeq lists its product as hypothetical. The record is from RefSeq and is a predicted model, not a curated record. Gene Ontology annotation, molecular function: ATP binding; protein kinase activity. Lineage: Eukaryota; Cryptophyceae; Pyrenomonadales; Geminigeraceae. The transcript is spliced from 5 exons. Gene Ontology annotation, biological process: protein phosphorylation; regulation of mRNA processing; spliceosomal complex assembly. Bases 239 to 1444 code for a protein of 401 amino acids.
AAAUUGCGCUGGAGAAAAUGGACUUGUUUUCGCGUUACGAGGGGGAAGGGGGGUGGAGAAUGGAAAUAUUGUUUGUGAGACAGCAGGGAGGACGUUUGAUGUGGAGACGCUCAAGCCAGCUCGUCUUCCUCCACUCAAUGUCAUCAAAGGUCGCAAAGAGGUGCCUGUUAUCAGACAGACUGAGGCCAGGAAGCAAGAGAUCGGGGCCGGUAAAUCUGACAAAUGGGACGACGGAAGGAUGUCUCACGUUUCGCCGUGCUCUCGCCUCUCUCCGCUCCUUGAACGCACUAAGAGUGAGGGGGCUGAGGAAUUGAGCGAGGGAGAGGAGCACCAGGAGGCUCCAUUCAAAGUCGGAGACGUGCUGAACAAGAGAAUCUCAAUCCUCGGUGUGCUGGGAUCAGGGGCUUUUGGUACGGUCUACAUCGCCUGGGACAAGCAGACCGAUGCUCAUCUUGCUGUUAAAGUGCAGAGGGCGGGGAAGAAACAUGUACAAGUGGCGCAGGAUGAAAUUCUACUUCUCUCUGCUGUCAAGCGAGGAUCCGAGACUCUGAGCAAGGGAAGCGAUUGUGUAGUGCAGAUUGUUGGAGCGUUUGGAAUCCCCAGCCCACACGGAAGGCAGAUCUGCCUUGCUCUUGAGCUCCUAGGGCCCUCCCUGCUGGAUCUGAUUAUCGACCACUCGUAUGCUGGAUGUCCCAUCCCCAUGGUAGCUUCGGUCAUGCGGGAUGUGCUUGCGGGGCUGGACUACUUGCACUCAGGUUGCAACAUCGUCCACACAGACGUGAAGCCUGAGAACGUGCUCCUGCGCCUCCCGAGCUCUCCUGCUGAUUGGUGGACUGAGAACCGUGAGGAUGAAGCCCCUGAUGGAUCAGCCUCGAAGCUCAGGAAGGGAUGGGCAGAGCAGAUGAAGGGUCCAGUGCGCGCAAAGCUUGUAGAUCUUGGCAACUCUUGCUUCGCCAACCGGCCAUUUACACAGGACAUCCAGACGAUCGAGUAUCGCUGCCCGGAGGUCAUCCUCGGAGCUGGGUUCUCGACGUCAGCUGACAUCUGGUCGGCCGCGUGCAUUGGCUUCGAGCUGCUGACGGGAGAAUAUCUCUUCGACCCUCAGGUUGGGAGAGAUAACUCAGGGGAGAUCUUGUAUGAGAAGGAGGAUGACCUCCUAGCACUACAUCAGGAGCUUCUGGGGACGAUGCCGCCUCACCUUGCUCUCCGAGGCACGAGAUCACCUCAAUUCAUGGAUGAGGAAGGGAAGUUGAAGCGAAUCAAGAGCUUGAAAUUUUGGGCGCUGGAGGACGUGUUGGUCGAGAAGUACGGGAUGGACAGAGAGGAAGCUAACGAAGUCUCUUCCUUCUUCCUUCCGAUGCUCCGAUUCGACCCUAAGGAGAGGAGCACAGCAGCAGAGAUGCUGGAACAUCCCUGGCUGAAGAAGCACGCGGGGCGCUUGUAA